Molecule: messenger RNA, 921 nt
Organism: Nerophis lumbriciformis (worm pipefish)
Lineage: Eukaryota; Metazoa; Chordata; Actinopteri; Syngnathiformes; Syngnathidae
Gene: gtsf1
Product: gametocyte specific factor 1
Source: RefSeq, a predicted model, not a curated record
UACUUCCCAGGGUGCAUUGCGUCUUGGUCACGUGGUCUGGAAUCUCAAGAUCGCGCUUUCAUCUGUGAGGUUUCGCAGACAUCCUCACCUCAAGGCAAUCAACUAACAUCGCGGUGUAAAUCUGCAUUUUCCUGACAACAACCUGUUAAAGAUAUACGUACGUACUUUAAACAUAAUUACUUCAAUUUUGAGAAACGGCACGUAGUACGAGGCACAGUCUAAAAAGUUGGAAAAAUGACAACCAUCAGGUUUGGGAGCAGCACUGGACCAUGCCAGACUCGCUCGGUGGAGAGAAUGUGUCCAGAACAAUCUGAGGAAAAGGGAGACUUUGACCCAGACAGACUUUUCCAGUGCCCGUUUGAUAAAAACCACCAGAUUCGUGUUUGUCGACUACCAUAUCACAUUAUCAAAUGCAAGAAGAACCAUCCACAACUGGCAAAGGAACUUAGAACCUGUCCAUUUAAUGCUUGCCACCUUGUGCCUAAGGAGGAGCUGGCCAGCCACACUGACACAUGUCCGUACAAAAUUUCCAUGGGCACAGACAGUGGUGGAGUUGAAAAACCCAGAAAAUGGGAGGUUCCAAUCAGGUCACAAUUCAGUGCAGACAUGACUGAAGACUGGGAGAAUGAGGUUGAUGAAGAAGCAGCUCCUUUUGUGUGGGGUAACAAUUAUCAUCGAUCAGAGGCCAGACCCACCAACAUCGUUGGUUCAAAUUUUCGUCCACCAACUUCACUGCCAUGGUAGACAAAAAUGGUUUACUUGGGUUCUCACUUCUCUGUGAAGCGCUUUGAGUGUCUAAUAAAGCGCUGUGUAAAUCUAAUCUAUUAUUAUUAUUUACACAGGACUUUAUUUCUCAUUUAAGUUGCUGUUCGAGUCGAUUGACGUUUUUUUGAAUACUCAUUGUUCUUAAUUUUUUAAACA